Acanthisitta chloris (rifleman) is the source of this 1257-nucleotide messenger RNA. It is a transcript of the gene BAG1, whose product is annotated as BCL2-associated athanogene. Gene Ontology annotation, cellular component: membrane; nucleus; cytosol. The annotation marks the transcript as partial. The record is from RefSeq and is a predicted model, not a curated record. Gene Ontology annotation, molecular function: adenyl-nucleotide exchange factor activity; protein-folding chaperone binding. NCBI's taxonomy places the organism in Eukaryota, Metazoa, Chordata, Aves, Passeriformes, Acanthisittidae. Gene Ontology annotation, biological process: protein stabilization. The transcript has 6 exons.
GUAAUGAAAAACACAGUAUUCAGGUUGCUUCUCAACAAGAAGAUGGUGAGCCUACACUACAGGACAUGGCUGUACUUAUUGAACAAGUCACUGGAGUUCCAGUUCCUUUCCAGAAACUGAUAUACAAAGGAAAGUCUCUGAAAGAAUUGGAACAACCAUUAUCAGCACUUGGUGUUAAAAAUGGUUGCAAAGUCAUGUUGAUUGGGAAAAGGAAUAGUCCAGAAGAAGAGGCCGAAUUAAAGAAGUUGAAAGAUUUGGAGAAGUCAGUGGAGCAAAUAGCUAAUAAGUUAGAGGAAGUUAAUAAGGAGUUCACAAGUAUCCAAAAGGGAUUUUUAGCAAAGGAUCUCCAAGGAGAAGCACUAAAACAGCUGGACAAGAGGAUAAAAGGAACUGCAGAGCAGUUCAUGAAGACCCUGGAACAGAUUGAUGCCAUUAAUCUGCCAGAGAAUUUCAGUGAUUGCAAACUGAAAAAGAAGGGGCUGGUGAAGAGGGUUCAGGUUUUUCUUGCCCAGUGUGAUACCAUUGAAGGAAAUAUUGGCCAAGAAAUGGACAAGCUACAGUCAAAGAAUUUGGCACUGGCAGAAUGAGUCAUUGCCAUACAUAAUUAGGAAAGAUAAUUGCUCUGUGAGCAAGAAGAAAAGUUUGCUCUUUGUUUUGGAGCACAUAUUCAGCUUCCUUUUCUUUCUUUUUUUUUUUAAAGCCCAGUCUGUUAGACUGAUACCAGUCAAUCAUUUCUUGCUGGUUGUCUUUGUUUGCCGCUUGGUUAGAACUAUUACUUUGAAAAGAAAAUCCUUCCUGAAGAGUGAGAGAAAUAAUCCUUGUGGUGAAUUAUGUAUCUUAUGGAUGAAUGUUUAGUUAACUAAGUUAUGAAUUUUUCAAUGAUGGGCAAUUUUGUCUGAUGUAUCUUUGAAUUUAUUUACAGCUCAAAUCAAAGAAGGUCUGUAAUCGUACAAGUGCCAUAAGUUGCAGUUGUAGGACUUCAGCUUGAUUGAAAAAGGCAAACUGAGACAACAUCUGGGAAAGUUGAACAUUCUAGUAGACGGUUCAGAGCAAUAAAAAAACCCCUAAGCAUUUGUAUUUACUUAAUGUUUGUAUGCAUUUAUAAAUAUAGAAAGCUUGACUAUAAGGGAGUCAUACCUAUUUUAGCCUUAAAUUGUCAUAAUAAAUGGAAUGUACUGUAACAUGUAUGGUACCUAAUUUUGAGUGGUGCUUUAAGUUGUUACUGAGCUCCUUGAUACAGACAUACAUUUUUUACAU